AGAGACAAAAAACAAAGAGACCUCACAGCAACAAUCCCUAAGGGGUCAUCUUAAGAUAAGUAAAAUAGACAAGGGUACUCACAGCUUAAGGGAGGAGUAUGUGCUAGAACAGCCAGGGUAGUAGGGGAAGAAGCACUGCUCGCACCCCUCCCCUUACCUGCUCAGCGUCCAGAUUCCCCCAUGACCACCGCUACUUCCAGAAGCGGAACAAGUUCCAUGGAGUCAGCUAUGCAUUUCCGGCUCAACAGACUGAGUCAGCUGGGCUGGAUGAUGACAGGCUCCAGCUGCUUGAAGAACACUGACCCCAGUUGGAGGAAAGAGCUGGCGAAGAAGUACAAGAAGACCACGGAACUAAGGAGCAUGGCCCUCAGACACCUGUCAGACCUCCCAGCUCACGAAAUUACCGUUUGCGUGGGGCAGUCGGGGGCAGCAGGGAUCACUCCCUGCCAGGCAGGAGCUGUUUAAUCAUGCCUAUGGAUUUCAAUGGCACCUGGAAACACACCAGCAAUCACAACUUUGACAAUUACAUGAAGGCAUUGGGUAUUGACUUCGCUAUAUGCAAGAUAGCAAGCAUCGUGAAGCCACAGAAGGUAAUUGAACAGAAUGGUGGCUCAUUUACCAUCCACACCACUAAUGCUCUCCAAGAGGACUUUGUCCAGUUCAAAAUUGGAGAAUGGUUUGAAGAAGAUAAUAAAAGCCUGGAUAACAGAAAAUGCAAGAGUUUGGUUACUUGGGACAAUCGCAAGCUUGUCUGCAUACAGACUGGAGAGAAGAGCAACCGGGGCUGGACUCACUGGAUAGAAGGAGAUAAUCUCUACCUGGAGCUCCGCUGCAAGGACCAAGUUUUGUAAACAGGCUUACAAGAGAG
Molecule: messenger RNA, 868 nt
Organism: Alligator sinensis (Chinese alligator)
Lineage: Eukaryota; Metazoa; Chordata; Crocodylia; Alligatoridae
Gene: RBP7
Product: retinol binding protein 7
Exons: 7
Coding region: 468-851 (127 amino acids)
Biological process (GO): fatty acid transport
Cellular component (GO): cytosol; nucleus
Molecular function (GO): fatty acid binding
Source: RefSeq, a predicted model, not a curated record